UUCUCCUCCGGUACAGCGGGUGGCGCUGAGACGCGGCGGGGAUUAAUGUCUCGCUCGUCUGUGCGCAAACACACGUGUGAAGAUGGAGGAAGGCAGUGUACACUUUCAUGAGAUGGGUUUAGAUGAUCGAGUAUUAAAGGCUCUGGCUGAUUUAGGCUGGUCUCAGCCCACCCUCAUCCAGGAGAAAGCCAUCCCGCUGGCGCUCGAGGGGAAAGAUCUGCUGGCCCGAGCUCGAACCGGAUCAGGGAAAACCGCAGCCUACGCGAUCCCCCUCAUCCAAAGAAUCCUCACGUCUAAACAGACUGUACGUGAGCAGGCCGUCAGAGCUCUAGUCCUGGUCCCGACCAAAGAACUGGGUCAGCAGGUCCAGAGCAUGAUCCGACAGCUCACUGCGUUCUGCAGCAGAGACGUGCGCGUGGCCGACAUCUCCGGGAAGGCAGAUAUAUCGGCACAGAAGCCGAUUUUAAUGGAGAAGCCAGACAUUGUGGUGGGCACACCGUCCCGAGUUCAAGCCCACAUCAACGCCCAGAACCUGCAGAUUCAGACUUCAUUAGAGAUGCUGGUCAUCGACGAGGCUGAUCUACUCUUCUCCUUUGGGUUUGAAGCAGACCUUAAAAGCCUGCUGUGUCACUUACCCAAGAUCUACCAGGCGUUCCUCAUGUCUGCGACGCUGAACGACGACGUCCAGGCCCUGAAGGAGCUGGUUCUCCACAAUCCCGUCAUGCUGAAGCUCCAGGGAUCUCAGCUGCCCGACAGCUCUCAGCUCCAGCAGUACAGCGUCCGAUGUGAGGAGGAGGACAAGUUCCUGCUCAUCUACACCCUCCUGAAGCUCGGCCUGGUUCAAGGGAAGUCGCUGGUGUUCGUCAGAGAUGUGGACCGCUGUUACCGGCUCAAGCUGUUUUUGGAGCAGUUCAGCAUCCCUGCGUGUGUCCUGAACUCUGAGCUGCCCAUUCACUCCAGAUGUCACAUUAUCAGUCAGUUUAAUCAAGGCUUCUACAAUUACAUCAUCGCCACCGACGAACAGGGCCUGGAGAAUCCCGCUCGACGUUCCCAGAAAACCCAGGAGAAAGGAAAGAAGAAAAAGAAAGGAAAAGACAAGGAAUAUGGCGUUUCCAGAGGAAUCGACUUCCACAACGUGUCUAAUGUGAUCAACUUUGAUUUCCCCGCUUCAGUCGAGUCCUACAUCCACCGCGUCGGCAGAACGGCUCGUGCGGACAACCCGGGCUCUGCGCUGUCCUUCAUAUCCCACACAGAGCUUGAAAUGCUCGCAGAGGUCGAAAACGCUCUUACUGGAGACGUCACACAUGACAGUGUUUUGAAGCCGUACGGGUUCAGAAUGGAGGAAAUCGAGGGCUUCAGAUACAGAUGUCGGGAUGCCAUGCGAUCGGUGACGAAGCAGGCGGUGAAGGAGGCCAGACUGAAGGAGAUCAAACAGGAGCUGCUCAAUUCAGAGAAACUCAAGACGUACUUCGAAGACAAUCCCAGAGACCUGCAGCUGCUGCGACACGAUAAAGACCUUCACCCCGCCGUCAUCAAACCUCACCUGAAGAACGUGCCGGAUUACCUGAUUCCGACGGCGCUGAAGAGUCUCGUCAAUCCCCUGAAACGACGGAAGAAAAAGAAGAUUAAAACAGGCGGCGUGAUGCUGAGCAGCUUUAAGAAGAAUAUCAGAGGCAAAAAUCCACUGAAGAGUUUUCGUUACACGAGGAAGAAGCGUGAAAAGAAGGCUGGAAAAUCCUAACAUCACAAAAGCCUGAUAGACAUUGGGAUGGGAUUGAAUCUUGACCGAACUAGUUGAACCGAGACUGUCAUCCUGAUCAUAAAUAUUGUCAUCGAAAUUAUAAAGUCCUUCAGAAUCAGACAUGCAUGAGAUGAGGACUCCUGUCUCACUGCUUGUGUGAAGUGAUUUUGGUGAAUAUUGAACAUGUAAUAUCAUGUUUUCAUUAAUACAUUUGGUUUAUAAAGGUUGGGUGCUUAAA
Molecule: messenger RNA, 1979 nt
Organism: Carassius gibelio (silver crucian carp)
Lineage: Eukaryota; Metazoa; Chordata; Actinopteri; Cypriniformes; Cyprinidae
Gene: ddx56
Product: DEAD (Asp-Glu-Ala-Asp) box helicase 56
Exons: 14
Coding region: 83-1741 (552 amino acids)
Cellular component (GO): nucleolus
Molecular function (GO): ATP binding; RNA helicase activity; nucleic acid binding
Source: RefSeq, a predicted model, not a curated record